This is a messenger RNA of Eriocheir sinensis (Chinese mitten crab), 3562 nucleotides long. Its product is annotated as nephrin-like. Bases 1 to 2967 code for a protein of 988 amino acids. The transcript is spliced from 17 exons. NCBI's taxonomy places the organism in Eukaryota, Metazoa, Arthropoda, Malacostraca, Decapoda, Varunidae. The record is from RefSeq and is a predicted model, not a curated record.
AUGCUUAAUUUACACCUGGGCUACGUCAACACAGAUCUCUACUUCACCAAGACUCCUGCUUCACCAAGACCUCUGCCUCACCAAGACCUCUGCUUCACCAAGACUCCUGCUUCACCAAGACCUCUGUUUCACCAAGACCUCUGCUUCACCAAGACCUCUGCUUCACCAAGACUCCUGCUUCACCAAGACCUCUGCUUCACCAAGACCUCUGCUUCACCAAGAUCUCUGCUUCACCAAGACCUCUGCUUCACCAAGACCUCUGCUUCACCAAGACCUCUGCUUCACCAAGACCUCUGCUUCACCAAGACCUCUGCUUCACCAAGACCUCUGCUUCACCAAGACUCUUGCUUCACCAAGACUCCUGUUUCACCAAGACCUUUGCUUCACCAAGACCUCUGCUUCACCAAGACCUCUGCUUCACCAAGACCUCUGCUUCACCAAGACCUCUGUUUCACCAAGACCUUUGCUUCACCAAGACCUCUGUUUCACCAAGACCUCUGCUUCACCAAGACUCCUGCUUCACCAAGACCUCUGCUUCACCAACGGGACGGCCCGAGGAGUGGCUGGGAGUGUCCUCGUCGUGAUGGCACCACUUGUUACAGGCAAGCCCAGCACGGACACUCACUCCCAGCUGACCCGACCCUCUGUCCUGCCGUGGAGGGUUCAGGGGAUGUGUCUUCGUCCUGGGCGCUGGGGGGCGUCAGGGGUCCAACGGUGCCAGUGGUGACGGGCGUGGGGGGGCGCGCCGAGCUCCCCUGCAACCUGACCUCCCCCCUGCCCCGUGACCCCGCCCUCCUCGUCCUCUGGUACAAGAGCGGCAUCCACAAACCAGUGUACAGUUACGACGCCCGAGGGGACCGCCCGUCACACUGGAUCAACCCGUCCCUGCUCGGCUCCCGCGCCACCUUCUACCCCGCCACCUCCAGCCUGUCUCUCAAGCAGGUGCAGGCCGGGGAUCAGGGAACGUACCGAUGCAGGGUGGACUUCAAGACCAACCCCACACUCACCUUCACCACCAACCUCACUGUCAUAGUGCCGCCGCAGCAGCUGACGGUGUACACGGAACAGGGGGUGGAGGCCCGCAGUUUGGUGGGGCCCUUCACGGAGGGGGAGACUCUGCGCCUCACCUGCCGGGCCGUGGGAGGCUCGCCGCCCCCCUCCGUCAUCUGGUUGGAGGGGGACGCCUACCUGGACCUGGUGGCGGAGGUGCGCACGUCGGACCUCGUCGCCAACAGACUCGAGGUUCCGUCGCUCACACGAAGGGACCUGCGCCGGACGCUGACCUGCCGCGCCGCCAACUCCAACCUGACGGCGCCCCUGGUCAACAGCGUCACCCUGGAUAUGAUCUUCUCGCCGCUCUGGGUCCGCCUCCUGAGCAGCCGUGACCCCCUCAGCGCCGGCCGGGUCUACCAGGUGGUGUGUCAGGCGGCCGGCGCUCGACCCUCGGCCACCAUCACCUGGCGACUCGGCUCCACCAGGCUCAACACACACACAGACAAGACUACCCACGAAGGGAACGUGACCACCAGCGAGCUUCAGUUCACGCCAGAAGUGGGUGACGCAGGGAAGGUGCUCAGCUGUGAAGCCUCCACGCCCUCCGACAACACACGCCCGCUGGUGGACGACUGGGUGCUCGACAUCUUCUACAUUCCCCGCGCCACCCUGCACCCCGGCCGCUCCCUCAACCUGAGCAACAUCGAGGAGGGCGACGACGUGUACUUCGAGUGUUCCAUCAAGGCCAACCCCUGGGUGUACAAGAUCGUCUGGCUGCAUGAGGGCACGGAGCUCCGCCACAACGUCUCCGCGGGCAUCAUCAUCAGCAACCAGUCUCUCGUGCUUCAGAGGGUCGCCAGAACAGCAUCCGGGAACUACUACUGCGUCGCCUCCAACAUCGAGGGCGACGGCCAGUCCAACCCUAUACACCUCAAGGUCAAGUACGCACCUGUAUGCCGUGACCCCCACAUGACCUACCACGGCGCCGCCAGACUCGAGCAGGUGAACAUCCCGUGCCACCUGGACGCCCACCCGCCGCCCCUCACCUACCGAUGGACCUUUAACAACAGCGGGGAAAGCGUCGAGAUACCGCAGGAGCACAUACAGGUGGCGACGUCCGGCUCCACCGUCAGCUACACGCCCAACACGGAGCUGGACUACGGCACGCUGCUCUGCUGGGGCACCAACGCCGUGGGCCAGCAGCGGCGACCCUGCGUCUUCCACGUGUUCCCAGCAGGACGGCCGGACCCGGUACACAACUGUUCCUCGUUCAACCUGUCCGUGUCGGUGGUGCACGUGCGCUGCGUGGCGGGCUUCGACGGGGGGCUGCCGCAGACCUUUAUCUUGGAGCUGCGGGACCCUCACACCGACACCCUGCUGGGCAACACGACGAAUGCGAUCCCGGCCUUCUCCGUGACCGGCCUGCCCUCCGGCCUGUCGCUGCGUGGGGACGUCUUCUCCACCAACGCCAAGGGCCGCAGCGAGACGGUGAAGCUCCAGGUGUACACAAUCAAGGACGUGGCCGAGAAACGCACAGCCGCCGUCAAGCCCUCCCCGACGAAAGGCCAGUCCUCAGGGGAGAUUAACCUCACUCCCAUCAUCUCCGUUGUGGCGGGCGUGGUGGGCGGCCUCCUAGUGGUACUUAUCGUGGUCUGCGUCGUGGUGAGGGUGCGGCUUGGAAGGCGAGCAAGGCCGCAGUGUGGGCGUGAGGAGGUAAGAGAGCAAAGUAGUGGGCAUGAGGAGUCCACGAGUGCGCCCCUUCACCCUAAGACCCCGCCCCCAGCAGCACUCCACGCGAAGGCGCCGCCACCUACCACUCUUCAUGACGCCCUCCCGCCCCCGCCUGUCCUGUUCAGAGACGGAGACGAGAGGAACCCCGACGUCAUCCAGCACGGCGGAGCACGUGAUCAACCUUGGCGGUGUUCGGCAGGUCUCAAAACCCCGUGGAACAUCACCUCGACCACACCGUUAUGAUACUCGACGCAGAGUGGUCUGUUCUAGCUCGUGUGGGCCAGAGGAGGAGGGGGAAGAGGCGAUCUCUGGGCCACGUCGCCGCUCGAACUCGACAUCGGACGGCGACUGGCAGAAGGCGGUGUUGGUGAGGACAGGACAGCAGCUGCUUCCUUCCGAGCUGGUGGAUGAGGACCUGGUGUUGGGCAGAGAGUACCUUGGCAGCGAAUGUUUGUGUUCGUAGCAUUACUGAUGAACUAGAGGGCAUGUGGGACCACUAUGUGAGCCUCCAUGCCCUCAGCGCCAUCCUCACAUGUCACCUCCUAUGUUGAUAGAGGUGGUGGAGAGUGCAUGCGGGGAUGGCGGAGAAGAGAAAUACAUGUGUUGGAGUCUGUGUGAAGAGAUGUAUCGGCUGUGGAAGCCUAUAGCCAUCUCGUAAGUGUAGACGUGAGAGAUGCACAACUUUUUUUCCGUUCACUGUUCCAGGCAGACAACAUCUCUGCCUCAUCCCAUAGCGCCUUCCCUUAAAAACAGGAGUAUGAGAACAUAUGUUUCAUAUAUUUAUAUUAAGUCUUAGAAAAUUAAAAACUGUCCUUAUAAUAAAUGUCCGGCAACUGUU